CAGAGCAUAACCUAGCCUUAGCUAAGCUACAUACUAAGGUAGAGUGGGUUUGGGUCAGAGUUCAUUGGUCAGGGUUAGGGUAGCAGCAUGGCGGAGGGUAAGCCGUACCGGUAUGGUCUGAUCGCGGCGGGGAUGUGUGUGUUGUUAGUCGGUCUGUUCGUUAUGACUCAGGAGCGACCUCACAUCUACGCAACAGUCUGCUCUCUGGGGAUCACCAUGAUCAUCCUCGGCACCGCAUGGAGCCUCUGCCAGUGCUACCCUAAGGUGGUGUUGAUCUCUCAGAGCCUGGAGGAGAGGGGAGCAGAGGACAGCAUGGAUGCUGCUGCAGGGGAGAUAAACACCAGUGUUUCACUUGCUAGUUUCCAUGAUAACAAGGUCAGCAUACGUGGCCCUGCCCUGUCUGUUUCUGUCCCUCUGGUACUCCAGCUCCACUCCUCCCACAGCUGUCCCAUACUACACCUGGCUUGACCUGAAAUAAACAUUUUAUGGAUUUCAUAUUUUACUGUGAUCACUCCUGCUUCACACAGACACAAAGAACAAGAACGUU
Molecule: messenger RNA, 547 nt
Organism: Coregonus clupeaformis (lake whitefish)
Lineage: Eukaryota; Metazoa; Chordata; Actinopteri; Salmoniformes; Salmonidae
Gene: bsnd
Product: barttin CLCNK type accessory subunit beta
Exons: 3
Coding region: 88-468 (126 amino acids)
Biological process (GO): chloride transport
Cellular component (GO): basolateral plasma membrane
Molecular function (GO): chloride channel regulator activity
Source: RefSeq, a predicted model, not a curated record